CUGGCGGCAGGGUCUUUGCAGCGCCCCCCCUUCUAGACGCAGUCUUAGAAGCCGGCGGGGCAGAGGCGUAGUCGCUGGAGCUGAGACCAGGCGGCCAGAGUUCUCAGGGAUGAACCUCGAGUUGCUCGAGUCCUUUGGGCAGAAUUAUCCAGAGGAAGCUGAUGGAACUUUGGAUUGUAUCAGCAUGGCCCUGACUUGCACCUUUAACAGGUGGGGCACGCUGCUUGCAGUUGGCUGUAAUGAUGGCCGGAUUGUCAUCUGGGAUUUUUUGACAAGAGGCAUUGCUAAAAUAAUUAGUGCACAUAUCCAUCCAGUCUGUUCUUUAUGCUGGAGCCGAGAUGGUCAUAAGCUUGUGAGUGCUUCCACUGAUAACAUAGUGUCACAGUGGGAUGUUCUUUCGGGAGACUGCGACCAGAGGUUCCGAUUCCCUUCACCCAUCCUAAAAGUCCAGUAUCAUCCAAGAGAUCAGAACAAGGUUCUCGUGUGUCCCAUGAAAUCUGCUCCUGUCAUGUUGACCCUUUCAGAUUCCAAACACGUCGUUCUGCCGGUAGACGAUGACUCGGACUUGAACGUGGUUGCUUCUUUUGAUAGGCGAGGGGAAUAUAUCUAUACAGGAAAUGCAAAAGGAAAGAUUUUGGUCCUAAAAACAGAUUCUCAGGAUCUUGUUGCUUCCUUCAGAGUAACAACUGGAACAAGCAAUACCACAGCCAUUAAGUCAAUAGAGUUUGCCCGGAAGGGGAGUUGCUUUUUAAUUAACACAGCAGAUCGGAUAAUCAGAGUUUAUGAUGGCAGAGAAAUCUUAACUUGUGGAAGAGAUGGAGAGCCUGAACCUAUGCAGAAAUUGCAGGACUUGGUAAAUAGGACUCCGUGGAAGAAAUGUUGUUUCUCUGGGGAUGGGGAAUACAUAGUGGCAGGUUCAGCCCGGCAGCACGCACUGUACAUCUGGGAGAAGAGCAUAGGCAACCUGGUGAAGAUUCUCCACGGGACAAGAGGAGAGCUCCUGUUGGACGUAGCAUGGCAUCCUGUUCGACCCAUCAUAGCAUCUAUUUCUAGUGGAGUGGUAUCUAUCUGGGCACAAAAUCAAGUAGAAAAUUGGAGUGCCUUUGCACCAGACUUCAAAGAGUUGGAUGAAAAUGUAGAAUAUGAGGAAAGGGAAUCAGAGUUUGAUAUUGAAGAUGAAGAUAAGAGUGAGCCGGAGCAGACAGGGGCUGAUGCUGCUGAGGAUGAGGAAGUGGAUGUCACCAGUGUGGACCCGAUUGCUGCUUUCUGUAGCAGUGAUGAAGAACUGGAAGAUUCAAAGGCUCUGUUAUAUUUACCCAUUGCCCCUGAGGUAGAAGACCCAGAAGAAAAUCCUUAUGGCCCCCCACCGGAUGCAGUUCAAACUUCCUUGAUGGACGAGGGGGCUAGCUCAGAGAAGAAGAGGCAGUCUUCAGCAGAUGGGUCCCAGCCACCUAAGAAGAAACCCAAAACAACCAAUAUAGAACUUCAAGGAGUACCAAAUGACGAAGUCCAUCCACUACUGGGUGUGAAGGGGGAUGGCAAAUCCAAGAAGAAGCAAGCAGGCCGGCCUAAAGGAUCAAAAGGUAAAGAGAAAGAUUCUCCAUUUAAACCGAAACUCUACAAAGGGGACAGAGGUUUACCUCUGGAAGGAUCAGCGAAGGGUAAAGUGCAGGCGGAACUCAGCCAGCCCUUGACAGCAGGGGGAGCAAUCUCUGAACUGUUAUGAAGAUCCUUGAAGUGCUUCAGUCUCUCCCACUUUUCCAUCAUGUGGACUCUGGACACUGUCAGUCAUUUGAAAUUGACUUUAAAAAUGCCUCUGCUUCACCCAGGAGGUGGAAGGAGUGAAUUUUAUGUUUGAAUGAAGAAGUGAAUUAUGAAAGAAGAGUAUAUGUCCCUUCCCUUUCAAGCAGAAGUCCAAAUAGGCUCUCAGGAAUGAGGAUUUGUGAAGACAUCACAUGGGAGUUUGACUCAUUUAAACUUUAAUACUGAGUAAUUUGCUGGAGAAAAGAUACCUGUUUUGCUCAUCUAAUUUCAUUGCACCCAGCAUCCUUUUGACCUGUCAUUUCCCGUUUCCUAUAUGCCUUCUGUCAUCAGUGACUUGUUCUUACCGAAACUCUGCUGCCAGUACCCUUGGAAAACUUCGGUUGCAUGUUCUUCCGUUUUGAAGCUUAGUCUUUCACCAGGUCCGCCCGUAUUUCCAUAUUGUGUACAAAGGACGGGCAGAGAAGAAAGUGCUUGAGACAUUUGAUGUUUCUAGAAAGGGAGGGGAGAUGAGCAAGGCCUCUCUUCCCAUUUGCUCAAGCUGGGCUGGAAGAGGCGUUUUUGCUUUCCUUUCAUGGUGUGUUUCCCUCCAGUAUUGGUUCAUUCUCAUUAAUCAUGGUGUGUUUUUUUAAGGUAGCUAGUUUCAUCCGUCUCCAGCAAAGAAUCAUCAGUAGUUUAUAUUGCUUUACUUGUGCUGGCUUCCAGAGAUGGAAACAAACCAAGGUGUCUCUCAAUAGGCUUCUUUUUCACUGGGGUGGGGGAAUCUAUGCAAGGACUGCAGUAAAGCCUCCCAAAGUCAAAGCAGCAGCAACAGUUCAAAUCACAGAUGAAGGAACGAAUUUUUUUUAUCAUUGUGGAUCUCUGUCCUUCCCUCAGUCAUCACAUCUCCCCUCCUUGUAUUCAAGCUCCUUUUCCUUA
Molecule: messenger RNA, 2679 nt
Organism: Miniopterus natalensis
Lineage: Eukaryota; Metazoa; Chordata; Mammalia; Chiroptera; Miniopteridae
Gene: RBBP5
Product: RB binding protein 5, histone lysine methyltransferase complex subunit
Cellular component (GO): Set1C/COMPASS complex
Molecular function (GO): protein binding
Source: RefSeq, a predicted model, not a curated record